AAGACUUUCUUCCAAGCCGGGAGCCCUUGGCCACAGCGUUGUACCUCCGGUGCAAGUUGGCGGCUGAGCCUGUGGGCCGAGGGGAGCCAUGAGUGAGAUGCCUAUCCCUAAACUGGGUCUGGGCACCUGGAAGGCCUCUCCAGGAGAAGUGGCUGAUGCGGUGAAGGUGGCUAUCUGCCUGGGGUACCGGCACUUUGAUUGUGCUUAUUUAUACCACAAUGAGAAUGAGGUUGGAAUGGGAAUCCACUCCAUGAUCCAGGAGGGUGUGGUGACAAGAGCUGAGCUCUUCAUUGUCAGUAAGCUGUGGUGCACAUACCACAAGAAGUCUUUGGUGAAAACAGCAUGCACCAAUACCCUGAAGGCCUUAAACUUGGAUUACCUGGACCUCUACCUCAUACACUGGCCCAUGGGCUUCAAGCCCGGAGGAAAAGACUUACCUCUUGAUAGUAAUGGCAAGGUCAUACCCAGUAACACCAGCUUUCUGGACACUUGGGAGGCCAUGGAAGACCUGGUGAUUGAGGGUCUGGUAAAGCAUAUCGGAGUGUCAAACUUUAACCAUGAACAGCUUGAGAGACUUUUGAAUAAGCCUGGUUUGAGAGUCAAGCCAAUAACUAACCAGAUUGAAUGUCAUCCAUAUCUUAAUCAGAAGAAUCUGAUUGCUUUCUGCCUUGAAAAUAAUGUGUCUGUGACUGCUUAUCGUCCUCUUGGUGGCUCAAGUAAAGGGGUUGACUUGAUGGAUCACCCUGUCAUUCAGAAGAUAGCAAAGAAGCACGGGAAGUCUUGUGCUCAGAUUUUGAUCCGAUUUCUGAUCCAAAGGAACCUGAUAGUGAUUCCCAAAUCUGUCACCCCAAGUCGGAUUAGAGAGAAUAUCCAGGUAUUUGAUUUUGAAUUAACAGAGAAAGACAUGGAGGAACUAUUCAGCCUGAACAAGAAUUUCCGCUUGGUCACAUUCCCCACAACAGAAAAUCACAAGGACUAUCCUUUCCACAUAGAGUACUGAAGAAAGCUUUCCUGGUCAUCAUUUCUGCUCAGCAGAAACAGGUCAACAAGGUUGGCAGCACUGAUCCACCUCUGCAAGAAUGACAACAAGAGUCAGAACAAAGACAAUCCUGCCUAGAAUAGAGGACCAGUUCUCAGAAAAACAAAGAUCUAGGGAUUAGAAAAAGUACCUGAAGUGCUAUGGCCACUACCAAGUUAUUAGGGAUAGCCAAGUACAGAGAACACUGUAAUUUAUUAUGGUUAGUUCUUGUGGCUUCUAUUCUCUGAGAUACUGAUGGCUCAUGAAUUAAAAUUAUCUUCAUGUCUAAAGAAAACCUGCUUGACAGAAGUGACUUAACAACAUGUAAGAUUUGACAAGCUAGGAUAAUUAAUAUCCAUGAGUGGCUUCAGUAAUGACUAGUCUAAAUCCAAUUCUCUUCUACCCCCACUACCCUCUGUCCUCCCAGAAUUUUCUAGAUGAUUUUGAAGCAAAAUCUACCUGCACUUAAGACAGAUGGCUAAUCUGAGGCUCUGUAUCAGAAAACAUGCUAUUUAUGUUUUUCUUAUUUAAAAACUUUUAAGAGUCAGUAUGUGUGUGUGGUGUUUGAACAUGCACGCCUCUUCACGUACGUUUGCAGGUGAACCUGUGUGUGCAAGCAUAUGGAGUGGUCACUUCUCUCACAGUCUCACCUCCAAAAAGAAGUGAAGAAAUCACCUUGGUCUGGUUCCCAAAAAAAGGAUUGGCUGCAGAAAGUCCUUUACUUCUGCUGCAAGAACCUCAUGUGAAUCACAUCAGAGCAGUGUGGGUGAAAAAUGGCGUUGGAUGUGCUGGCAGUCAGACUAUCGACAAAGGCCCCUGCUACCACCUGCCUUAGAUUCUCGAAGAAUCUAAUCUAGACAUAUCUAACCAUAAUACUUUGCAUAUCUCUGAUGACUUAUACAGAAACCACUGUCAAUUCGGAAAGUUUCUCUUGAUCAAAAUUCACAUUAGGGUGAUUCUUUGACUUGUGAGCUGUAUGGAUUUGAUGAGGGCAGAGAUUACUGCUCCCCAUCCAGCAGCUGCAAGGGUAAUCAGGAUGGAAUUUUACAUUAGUGACGGUCCAGAACUUGUUCCUGUCUGUAUCAUAAGAAUAUAAAAUCUUUGCCGUUCUUUCCUAACCAACCCUUGGCCAGAUGAAAGAAGACGUGGGAGUCCGAGGCCCUCAUCUAAAGACACUGACAAUCCCUUGAGAACAUGCUUUUAAACUAACUAUAUUUCAACAAGCAUACCUAAAUAUUAAAUUCAGGCCAUAGGCAUGUUCUACCCAACCUCCCUAUUUGCUAAGGAAGCAUGUGGUGUUAUCUGUCAAAACACAGAGAAUCUAAAAUUUGAUGGCGCUAUAGAAACAAUGUUUUUCAAUUGAUUUUGAAUAGCAAAUUGUAAGUCUCUUCUUUCCUCUUGUGAGAGGAGAAAUGGUCAUUUUUCUUUGGGGUCAGUCUUCAUUCUUGAGUAUCCCACUCCUAUAUGCACCUCAGCCCAUCCUUAUGAACCCUCAAGAAAGAUACUGUUUUUACAAAAGCACAGUUUCCUCACUUUAACAGAAAAGAUUGAUGUCUACCAGGAUAUCCAGCAGUUCAAAAGGAGAGCUAAACUAGAGACUCAGGCUCAUGAUCCUGCCCACUGGACUGGAAUUGCUCUCACUAGCAAAACUGCAUUUUGUCCAUAGUUUCAGAUUAUUAGCUGUAGAUUCAUGGGAUAUAAGCUUUUCUAGUUAGUUUAACUUGUGUCAACUUGACACAACCUAGAAUCACCUGGAAUCUUAAUGAAUUAUAUAUAGAUCAGGGGAGCCUGUGGACAUUCUUGUGGCAGAUUGUCUUUACUGUCAAUUGAUAAGAGGAUGACAUAGCCCUUUGGGGGUGGUGCCACCCCUUAGGCACAGGGUCCUGAAUACUAUCUGAGAAGACAAAGCUAACUGAGAAUAAACAAGCAAAGAUCCAUGUGUUUAUUUUCUUUCUGCUUUUGACAGGAUAUGGUGUAACUUACUGCUUAAACUUCUGCUUUGACUUCCCCUCAAUGAUGCAUUGUAACCUGGAAUUGCAACAUAAAUAAACCCUUCUCUAAGUUG
Messenger RNA from Psammomys obesus (fat sand rat), 3083 nucleotides. It is a transcript of the gene Akr1e2, whose product is annotated as aldo-keto reductase family 1 member E2. Lineage: Eukaryota; Metazoa; Chordata; Mammalia; Rodentia; Muridae. The coding region runs from base 89 to 1000 and encodes 303 amino acids. Gene Ontology annotation, cellular component: cytosol. The transcript is spliced from 10 exons. Gene Ontology annotation, molecular function: aldose reductase (NADPH) activity. The record is from RefSeq and is a predicted model, not a curated record.